Messenger RNA from Aspergillus ibericus CBS 121593, 1750 nucleotides. Its product is annotated as putative carboxylesterase. NCBI's taxonomy places the organism in Eukaryota, Fungi, Ascomycota, Eurotiomycetes, Eurotiales, Aspergillaceae. The transcript is spliced from 6 exons. Bases 236 to 1741 code for a protein of 501 amino acids. The record is from RefSeq and is a predicted model, not a curated record.
CCGCAACAGCCCCACAGCGUGACGGAGGGCGCACUGGGCACCAGCGGAAGUCGGCAUUCCCUGGAGAACUAUCAGCCGGAUUGAAGCGAGAAAUAUGCUGAGAAAUUAAGGAGAAGUGAACUAGGAUUCUCGUCAUGGAGCAUGGUGCCAUUUUGCCGCCUUUCCGGGUGGACCGGCUGUCAUUCAUCUUUGAGUAUCCUCCCUCACCUUCAGCAUAGUGCCACACAUCGCAAAUAUGGCGUCUCCGCAGGUCCAGCACCCAGGUCUUCGGGCAACUUUCACGGGGAUUGAGAGGGAGUCUGAGGGAGUCACAGUCCAUGAAUUCAGAGGUAUCAAGUACGCCUCGGUGCCGGCGCGGUUUGAGCGGGCACAGCCCGUGGAUGGCUUUGCGGAUGCCGUGGUUGAUGCUUCUCGAUACGGGCCGAGGUGUCCACAGGUCGAUGUUGACGUACGCCAUUUACUGCGCAUACCAGAGGACUUUAAAAUAGAGAAAGAGCCUGAGGAUGAGUUUGAAUGCUUGAACUUGGAUAUCACCUGUCCGCCAGCUUCGUCAGCGAAGGGUCCUCUUCCUGUUCUUCUAUGGAUCUAUGGAGGUUCGCAAGUAGUGACCUUCUGCUCCGCUGCAUCCAAGAUCUGCGAUUCCAUAAAGAUCGUUGCAGAUUCUAUAAAGACCGGGCAGCCUAUCAUAUUCGUCUCGAUCAAUUAUCGACUCAAUAUCUUCAGCUUUGGCGACGGCAAGGAGAAGAAUCUUGCUAUAAAAGAUCAGAAGUUAGGGAUUGAAUGGGUGCAAAAGAAUAUCUCUGCCUUUGGAGGUGAUCCGGACAAAAUCACGCUGGCCGGGGAGAGUGCUGGAGCGGUGUAUGUCCAUGCCCAUCUGGUCACCGGUACGCCCGUCAAGAGAGCAGUCCUGGCAUCUGGAUCUUUGUAUCUCUCUUCUCCUCUGCCUGUUGAGAGGGGCCAGGGGCUCAUCAAGACGCUGGAAGCCAAGGUGCAGGAACUAGGCCAGCUGUCGCUUCGGCAGUCGUCUAUGUCGGCUCUCAUACAGGCUUUGAAAGAGUGCAAUGUGAACACCAUGUGGAUACAAGAGGAUGAGGAUUUCCAGGACUGGGAAGCGAAGCCCGAGUUGGUCGAGGAAGUCAUGAUUGGUGAUACUGAAUAUGAGUCAGUCAUCUGGAGAAACGGAAUCGAGACUUUCGAUGGUGAAGCAAUUGCUGCAGCUUUCGAGCAGGAUGAGCAAUGGGGCACGAAACUACGCAAGAUGUAUCAUGUUGUCGCCGAUCGUCCAACAGCUUGCAAGUUGGGCGCUUUGGAUCUUGUGCACGACGCUCGAUAUACAUUGCCAGUGGAACUCGUCGCCGAAAAGCUACAAGCAGCAGGCAAACGGGUCUACAAGUACGUGGUUGACCAGAGCAAUCCGUGGCAGCCAUCCAGCCGAGCUCACCAUGCCGUUGACCUACUCUUCCUGUUUGAUGGCGUCGACCUAUCCUUCAACCCAGCUGCGAAGUCGGUCGGCCAAGAGAUGCGGAAGCGUUGGGUACAAUUUGUCAAUGGCCAUAGCCCGUGGUCUGAGGAGCAAAGAUUCGCAUAUGGGCCUUUGGGUGAAUGUGGGGAGAUUUCCGCGGCGCAGUUUGCUUCCAGACGACGAGUCGAGCAUGUGCAGGCACUAAGGGAGGCGGGGAUGGGCGUCUACAUGCCCAUUGUAUUUGCCUUGACGGCCGGCAGGAUUAGCUUAUUGAAUUAGAGAAUGCAC